AUGGCGGACGCGUUGCUGCACGGCACGACGCUGGUGAACGCCAAGGGCGAGACGAUCGACGGGGGCGACGUCGGCAAGACCGGAUUGCUGGCGUUGUACUUCGCUGCGAACUGGUGCCCGGACUGCCGCGCCUUCCAGUCAAAGCUCAAUGACUUCUAUGCUGAAGCGAACACGUCAACGCAGAACCUUGAUAUCGUCUUCCUGAGCUCCGACAUGUCAGAGGAAGACCAGCAGGCGCACUUCUCGACCAAGCACGGUGACUGGUGGAUGGUACCUCGUGACGCCGAAAUCCGCAAUGAGCUCCGCCGAAAGUAUGGUAUCCGCAAUGGCAAGGACGACGUGGAGGUGGGCGUCACAUACCGAAACAGCGGCAUCCCAGCUCUCGUGAUCAUCCGUCCCAAUGGCGAGGUCCUGGACUUCCAGGGUGUCCAGCAAGUCGAAAACGACGGUAUCAAAGCGCUAGCGUAUUGGCAAUCCAAGGUACAGAGCAAAGAGCAGUGA
This is a messenger RNA of Phytophthora nicotianae INRA-310, 501 nucleotides long. RefSeq lists its product as hypothetical. Gene Ontology annotation, biological process: photoreceptor cell maintenance; sensory perception. The transcript has 3 exons. Lineage: Eukaryota; Oomycota; Peronosporomycetes; Peronosporales; Peronosporaceae. The coding region runs from base 1 to 501 and encodes 166 amino acids. The record is from RefSeq and is a predicted model, not a curated record.